GUUGACGUGAGGGCGAGCAUUCACACGCACGAGUCUCAUAUUCCAUCAAGCACGACACGCCGCAUCACACACCAUGCAGCGAGGCCUGGAGAUAGACAGGAAGAAGACCAUUUGAAACCAGCAAGUGCCAUGUCUACUUCCAGGCUACCCGUCUUGACAUCAACACGCACACCCGUGAUGACACUAGCCCCUCUCCCCUCCCCCUUAGUCAUGUUUGACGUGUGUCUCUCUUCACAUCUUCACAUCUGGGCCAUCAUUGCCGCUGCCUCCGCAAUACGGGCGGCGAAGCGAGCAGUCGAAACCGGGAUCAGGCCCGGGUCGCUGUAGCUCAGAUCAGAGCCCAGCUCAGCCGCCGCUCGUAGGGCCGCUGUGUCUUGGGUUCUGUCGGGGAUGUCGUUGGCCACCGGGGCCUCCUCCGUUUCAUUGCUGGGCGUGUCCACAUCGCCCCCGUUCUCUGUCUCGUUGCUGGUGCUGUUCGAGGCCGCUUCCUCUUGGCUGCUGUUGUCCGUUCGGGCCGCACCGUUGAUGAGAGCCAGCAGCUCCUGGCCUGCCAGGCGGCCUUGGACAGAUGCAUUCACCAGGGCCAGUAUCGCAAGGCCCAUACGACGGCCUUCGGCGGCGGGCACAGGCUGCAUGCAGGUGCGGUAGCCAAGGGAGCCGGCACCCUUGCUGGUAAGGCACAUGGUGGAUGAUGCCGG
This is a messenger RNA of Vitrella brassicaformis, 698 nucleotides long. The record is from the annotation of a GenBank genome assembly. NCBI's taxonomy places the organism in Eukaryota, Vitrellaceae.